This is a messenger RNA of Anopheles bellator, 6843 nucleotides long. RefSeq lists its product as uncharacterized. Gene Ontology annotation, molecular function: protein phosphatase regulator activity. NCBI's taxonomy places the organism in Eukaryota, Metazoa, Arthropoda, Insecta, Diptera, Culicidae. The record is from RefSeq and is a predicted model, not a curated record. The transcript is spliced from 11 exons. Gene Ontology annotation, biological process: protein dephosphorylation. Bases 1 to 5169 code for a protein of 1722 amino acids.
AUGAAUUCCGCUUUCUCAAAGCGUCGGACGGUGGUGAACCGUUUCGCCGAGGAUCACACGGUGAACGAGGACGAUGAACGACAACAGGCGGACGAUGCGCUAGCGGCCGGUGGCGCCAGAAGUGAACAGGACGACACGUACGCGGAAAUCAUGUCCGCCAUCCUGGCCACCGCUCGGCGGGCCGAAAUAGAGCGCCACAACGAGCGCAACAGUGCCAACCAUCAUCACCAGCACCACCUGGAUCCUGGUCCCCGACCGGACGUGGACGCGGAGGAUCGUUCACCUCCUCCGGAGGUCGCCAGCAACAGAACGCUGGUGGACGCCAAGUUCAACCGCCUGCUGACGGAGGUGACCGAAAUACGGGAUCAGAUCGGAGGCCGCCUCGAGACCAUCAACCGCCGGCUGACGCAAACGAGCCAGCUGUUCGUGGCCCAUCAGGACUACGGGCAGCGGUCGACGAAGGCGGGCGACCUGCUGCUGGUGGGCAUCCCGUACCGCCCCGGCGAGGAUCUGCGCGAGUGCUUCGUGCGGCUUGCCCGCCGACUCGGGUUCGCCGAGAGCGAGAUUCCGAUGGUUCACCUCAAGCGUCUCGCAGCGACCGCUCCUGUGGCGCUGGGUGGAACCGGUACUGGGCCGACGACCCGACCCCAGCCGACCCAGUACAGUCCCGCGGUGCUCGACAACCUGCCCCAGCGAAUGAAUGCCGGAGCGGCGGUGAUGCCGACUCCUCCAACGACGACGACGACGGCCUGCGGUCCCGUUCACGUCCAGUUCGUGUUCCGCAACGCCCGGAACGAGUUCUACCGGCGCUACCAGGACGGGGGCACGUCGAAGACGCUGUGCCUGCGGGACAUCGGCUACGAGGGCACGGGCCGGCUCUUCGUUAACGAGGACCUGACGCGCUGCAACGUGAGCCUGAAGGCGGAAGCGAUGCGGCUGAAGCGCGACGGCAAGAUCAAGAGCGUGUUCACCGUGAACGGGCAGAUCUACGUGAAGCGUACCGUCGACCAUCGGCCGGAACUGGUCACCAGCAGCGUCGAUCUGCUGCUGCUCGACGACACCAAGAUGAAAGCAAACAAAGAUUGCUACCCGCGGGUUCUGGAGCACAUCAUCAGCACACAGUCGCCGCAGGUGCUGUGCCGGGACUACAAGGAGAUCCUCGGCACCCUCGACGUCUUCUCCACCGAUCCAGAUGAAUCCGUACGGCUGUACCUGGCCUGCUGGCUGCACAAGUACUGCGCCAGCUGGUUCGAGCGCGAGCAGGACCAGCAGAGCAUAUUCAGCAAAGCGUUCCCGGAGAAGAUCCUGCAGAUCAUCGUCCGUUACCUAACAGACGAACCGAACGUCCGGGCGGCUACGUUCGAAUCGCUCACGUUUCUGAUCGAGAAGGGCUACCUGGACCGGGCCACAACGAUCAAGCUCAACAUCGUCGAGGAGCUGGUCAGCAAACCGAUCAAUGAAUCGUUCAUGGACAUGUGCACCAACUACAUCCAUCUGAUGGUCAAGAUUGCGCCGCUCGUGGGCAGCGCCAAGACGCAGGAGCUCCUGUACAGCCGCUUCGUGAAGAUGUGUACCUGCAAGAUCAACUUCGUCCGCAAGGAGUGUGCCACCGCGUUCCCGGUGAUGUGCGAGGUUCUGGGGAACGAAGUGUUCGAGAAAAAUCUGCUGCACAUUUUCAUGAAACUGUGCGAAGACGAAAUCUGGACCGUCCGCAAGGCGUGCGCUGAGGUGAUGCCGUUCAUUGCGCUGCUUUGCACGCUGGAAAAGCGCCGCAAGGUGCUGGUGCCGGCGUACAAGAAGUUUAUGUUCGAUUCUAGUCAGUGGGUGAUCAAGGCGGCACUAAAGAAUUUGGGCCGAUUUUUGGCGACCUUCGCACAGCUGCAGAUCCUGGGGCUGGCGUACAACAACAGUCUCGAGCUCUCGAUCACCAACGCGGCGGACGAAGCGUUCCAGGAGCUGAUGGCCAACAGCCGGCAGCUGACGUACGGUGGCAGCCAGCCCGCGCCCAGUGUUCUGCUGAAGAACUUCGAGUGCUACGAGAAGCGGUUCAAGGAGUCGAUCCAGCGGCACGCGCUGCUGUCGCUAGUGAAAUCGGACGACGAACCGUGGAAGUCGCCACGCACCGAGGAUCGCAUCAACAUCGAGGCGUACCUGUCGUCGGUCGUGUUCGUCGAGCAGCAUCCGUCCCAGCGGCAGUCAACCGGCUCGACGUCGGACGACGGCGGGGGCAUUUCGAAGCUGGCCGAUUUCUACUACGUCCGCCACAAGUCGCUCUCCUCGAGCUCAUCGAUCGCGUCCACCUCGCCGACGCCGUCGCCCCUGUUCCGCGCCAAUCAAACGUACGACGAAAAGAAUCCUCUCAAUCGCUUCCUGCGCUACUGUUCGCCGCUGAAGAACAAUUUCGAGAAUGCGUUCUCUAAUCCGUCCGGCGGCGACGGGGGCGAGCAGGGCGGUGGUAGUGAUGCGUUCGAUAACCACGGCCACUGGGACUCGGAGGAUGAUAAUUUUGGCACGAAAAUGCCCGAUCUUAGUCUCGGUGACGGCGGAGGCGGUGGCGACGCCUGUGGUGGUGGCCUGCUGGCGGAUGGGGGCGUCGGUACGAGUGGGGUCAUAUUUGACGGUGAUAAUCCGAAGCACGUGGCCGAAGCUGCAGCGGCGGGUAGCGGUGGGUUAGAUUUUAUUAUGGAAUCGAGCGAAGAGGACGAAAACACCAUCGACGAGUACUUUAAUUCACACCAAUUCUGGUACAUCAGUCCCGGGCUGGCCCUCGAUCUGGAGUUUAUCGACUCCGACGGGGACGGCAACGGAAGCAAGGAUGCAAGCAAUAACAACCAACCUGCCGUCGGGGGCGAUGGUGAUGGUGACGAUAAGAAAACGACGGAAGCGGUCGCUGUGCUGGAGGAUGAUAGCCGCAAUAACAAUCUACUCCUCCAAGCAUCGUCGGUACCAACGGCGUCAAGCAGCAACUCCGGUGAUGCGGGGACUCCGGUGCCAAGUGGCAACGAAAGUACCACAUCAUCCGCGAUGGUGGUAGAGGACAGCGAGAACCAGAAUGAUAGCGAUUCCAGCUACGGCAGCAUCAACAACAACGAAUCGGACAACAAGCUGAUCUACAUGUACGAAGAUUUGUUACCCCCUUCGCAAGCAAACCUAGGACCCGGAGCAUCAGCCGUGGCUGCCGGGUUGACCACCACGUCAACGGGUUGUUCGAGUGGCGGAGCGGUGGUCUCGGCGACAAGUGCCAGCAGCACGAGCACCACUGGCGCCGCCGCCGCUACGACGACGGUGGAGCGCAUCCGGGCGGCCGAACAGCUGAGGACACAGAUUCGCUGGGAGAACGAAGAAGUUGAGUGGAACCUGCUGGAGGACUUCCUGCACAUGAAGAACGUCAACAAGGAGCUGUGCCUCGACUGUGCGUACAACUUCCCGGCCGUGGUGCUGACGUUUGGCGAAAAGUUUUGGCCCAUCCUGAGCCGCUACUUCUUCGAUCUGUGCGCCGACGUGCAGCAGUCGGUGCGGCGCACGAUGGCCGCCUCGAUCAGCAAGGUGGCGCUUAUCAUUGGCCGCGAGCAGGCGACCCGCGAUCUCGUACCGUCGUACACGGAGUUUCUGCUCGAUUCCGACGACAUCAAGUUCGAGGUGGUGCGCACGUUGGCCGAGUUCCUGAAGGUCAUCGAUAGCUGUGAGCACGAGAUGCUGAUGAAUCACCUCGGGAUGUGCCUGCAGCCGCCGCUGCAGAUGAUGAACUGGCGCUUCCGGGAGCUGGCCGGCCAACAGAUUGCCGAGCUGGCCCGCAUGCACACCAAGAUUCGCAAGGAAAACUGUCUCCUCUUUCUGGCCGGCCUGUCGUUGCGCCUGAUGCUCGACAAGUACGACAGUGUUCGCAAGGCGGGCAUUGAUGCGUUUGUCGAAUGCAGUCACGAGUUCCAGCAAAACGAUAAGGUGUUUGAGUUCUUCAACAAACACUUUGCCUUCUACAACGAGUGGCGUCGUCGGCAAACGUAUGUGAUAGCGGCUGGAAAAAUGCUCGAGACUGAUCGUGUCGAAGUGAAAAUCUUCCGCAAACAUGUGUUCAACAACGUACUCAAACUGGCCAGCGAUGUGGUGCCGAACGUUAGAAUACAAGUCGCCAAGUGCCUCAAGGAAAUCAUUGUCCCGCACGCCAACUUUGCCGACGAUCCGCUGGUAGAAUCGGCAAUGGAGAAGCUGCGCCACGACCUAGACUGUGACGUGCGGGGCCACAUCGAUGGGUACCAGAGCAUGGAGGAGGAGAUGGCGGCAGCCGCGGCCGGUACGGAUGACGGCGGCGGUGGUUCGUCGUCGUCCCGCGCCAGUGCGACGUCUUCGGCGGGCACCGCAGAAGCUGGCGGUGGCAUCAUAUCGUCAACCGGGGGCGAAACGGAGCACUCUCCGUCAUCGUCGUCUUCAUCGUGCUUCUCGAUGCCGGUUUCGUCGCCGCUUUCGUACGCAGAAGUAACCAGCGGGUAUCUGGGGUCGCCCAUUUCCUCGCUACUGCUGGACGAUGGAUUGGGCAGUUUGCUCACGAAACUGAAGCACGACAAGGGGUCCGACAGUGAAAAGCAGCAACACCAUGACGAGCGAAGGUUAGGCGGAGGAGACCCGGAGGAGGUGGAACUUACGUCGUCGGGGCACCAUCACCACUAUCACCACCAACAUCACCGCCAGCAGCAGCAGCACCAGCAAGCGGAUGAGGAAGACGAAUGUGGUGAGGAAGCAAUAGAACAGCCCACUUCCUCGAUGUCGACCGACGACGAUGCGGCCUACUGUUCCGAGAUGGAAUCGUCGACGGCUGCAUCGACCCCCUCGGCAACGCUUCCUACGCGCGCUACCACCACCAGCAUUCCAUUGGAGCAGGGCCACGGAGACACAACGACUGAUGACACCGAAACGCCGGUCCACGAAACGGAACAAAACAGAAGCAACAACAACCAAGUGGGGCCAACCACUGGAGGCGCCAUGGAGGCAACGCCGCAGCUUGUCAACGGGGAAAAUACGGUCGUCCCAAGCCGUCCCGAUUCCACGGACCGGAGGGCGGACAAUGUUGUAGUGACGGCAAGCACGGUUCCCUCGUCGAUCCCGACCAGCACCACAACGACGGCACCUCGGGUGAGGGACUACUUCCGAAGGCGCUCCAAAGGCAAAAAAUGAGGUGGCGGUGCCGAAGCCUAAAGCCUCAAACGGGUCGGUCAGCCUAAGUGGAGGUCGCCUUGUGGCCACCCUCUUUAUGUGACCACCCUGAAGAAGUAGUAGUGUUGUGUAGCCACCAGCGUAUAAGUAGAAAAACCGUGAACCCCGUGUAGAGCGCAUCGCGGGGACAGAUAAGAACUCGGAGACUCUAGAGCAGGAAACACAAUCAUAAUUGAUUUACUUAGUUUUAUUCAGUCGCGCAAAACUGGGUUGGAGGGACACUACACAAGACGGUCGUGAGGUUAGCAAGAAGAGGUGUAGUUAGUGUGACAAACAGUGUUUGUAGUGUUGGUGGUACGCAGUAAGAGAGGGAUCGUUGUGAGUUUAGUUUACAUUUUACGAGAUUGAUAUCGUGCGCACGCGCGCCAGGAACCGGAGAGGGAUCGAAUAUUGCGCGGCCUUCGUGAAGGGUUCGAAUCUGGGCUUUGGUUUUUUUUAAGGACCAAACAACUUGUGUUGAAACAUCCUACAGUAAGUGCGAGGAAAUUCAAGCGAACCCAGUCGCCCGUGCCUGCCAACCACCACAUUACAUCAUAGAAGACUUACUUUGGCGAUGUGUUCGACUCGUACCAUCUAGCAACCUUGCGGGAUGUUUAUGUACAGGAAAAAGGAAUGUUGUCAACUGCCAGCUGCGCUCUAUUAUUGCCACUUAGUUGUAUAUUUGAACGAUGUUCUUUUUUGCGGGCCACACAACGUCCGUGUUUGCCGCCCGUUUUUCUUUUGUGACCGUUACUGUUCCAUAUCGUAUUUUUUUGUUAGGCGCAAGUUAGGCUUUUUAAAAGAGAGACACUGCUCCCCGUUGUGUUCGUCGUUCUCUGGUUACCCGUUUCAACACUUCGUGCCGUACUGCACCUUCGUAGCACACAGUAAAUAGCGGGAUACUAGUAACCUAUCUAUAAAACUCUCCAUCGCAACAAUGCACAACGUGCGGUGCGGCAUAUCACGAACACGGGAUACUUUCUCCUCGUUAUCUGUGAGUUGUCUGUUUGGGUAGUGCGUUUUGUUGUGCGUGAGCGGACGUUGAGUGCGUUUGAUUUUCUAGCGGCGGAUUUUGAAUGGUGGGUCCUGUUCCGGAUGCACAUAUUCUAGUAGAAGAUUAAUACAAAAAGAAAACAAAAACAAGCAAACCAUAACACAACACAGCUAGUAAAACUAAAUAAAACGUAAAACCCGGGGCGGAUCCAAGAGAGAGAAAGAGAGGGAGAGGGAGAGAAUGUGAGUAAAAUAGCAAUAGCAAAGUGUAAGCGAAAAAACCCGGGACUGAACUUUGGAAGCCAUUGAUUAUCAGCACACGUGGUAAUGGCAAGUGGAGCGUGCGAUAGUGAGAGAGAGAGGACUGAACGAUUAUUCGGUGUGAUAGAUGGGCGAGAGGUUACGUUGUGUUCCGUGUUGUGUUCCCCCCGGGGGUUUUGUUCGGACGGAGAAUAAACGAAUGACGGAGUAUGCUUGUCAACUGAAGAGAGAACAAAAAAGAUGUAUAUUUUACACCGGCGCUGGUGCGCGCAUGGCGGCGGUCGUGCCCUGCCAAUCUUGCGACCAACACGAAGACAAAAAAGAAGGCAAGAUGUUGCGCGUUGCGGAAGAAAGAUAUAUCGCCCUAAACAAUAAGCCUAGCGAGAUAAUAAAGUGAGAAAG